Molecule: messenger RNA, 1317 nt
Organism: Macrobrachium nipponense
Lineage: Eukaryota; Metazoa; Arthropoda; Malacostraca; Decapoda; Palaemonidae
Exons: 5
Coding region: 1-1317 (438 amino acids)
Source: RefSeq, a predicted model, not a curated record
AUGGAGAUGCUACAUCAGAAGCAACCCGACGGAAGAGAGAAAGAGAACGAAACUGAAAGGGAAAUGUCACACCGGACCAACGAAUUACACGAAGACGAAACUGAAGACGAUGCCACAGAUAAACGAAAGGGAGAUGAGGUAUCAAACACCGACACCAACACCGACGAAGUAAUCAGAGAAAAGGACGGUAAUGGGGUAGAAAAGAUUAGACCCUACCCUGAUGGGAUGCAUUCCCCGAUGUUUAUCAAAUUAGCAGUGAUGAUGGGCACUGCCCUUGUGGCAGUACACAGCUUCAGGCUGAGUCCAAACACCGGAGGAGGCCUGCACAUGAAUUCUCCCCUGGGAGAAAACGCUGCACCUUCCUUUCCUCAGUGGCAAUCCCAAAUGCCCCAAGUAGGAUGGCCCUUAAACUCAGCCGGUCCUCAAGUGGUCAGCCACCCUACCGCCUUCCAAACACCAGAACAUUCAGGUCACAACUUCCCUCAAAGUCACACUGGAAGUGACCAGCUUCGAGAAACUCAGAGACCUACGACGUCUCAACCGGCUCGGGAUAAAUCCCCAUCCAAGGCUCCUUCACAGGCAGAUGCAAAUCCCCUGUCUGUCAAUAGUUUUGGAUUUCAAGAACUCCCAGUAGCAGAGAUCCAAUCCCCUGGUAAGCCGGCAAGGUCUCCUACUCUCCCAACGGCUGCUGGUGGUGACCAUUCCAUGACGCCCGUUCCUGCGAGUUCCAGUCUGCCUGUCCAGUCACCAUCCUUCACAGUCCGAGGAGUGGAUGGAAGUUACUCAGUCAUAACACCUGUAACACUUUAUGUUCCUGUGAACUCCUUUGGGGGAGUUUCAGCAACUCCAAUGGCAAAUAACGUCAUGGCAUCAUCCAGUGCGGCAAAUAUCCAGUCAUGGUCUGGAACGACUAAGAAUGAAGUGCUACCAAUGAUCCCAUUCACCUCUGUGAACUCUGGAAACCAGCUUCCGUUGUUUGUUCCAGGAUUUAAUGGCAACGUUGCCACUCCAUAUAGCAACAGCUUUACUCACGGGCAAUUCUACAACUACCCUGACCAGAAGCUGCGGCAAUUAACUGAUGAUGAAACGGAGCCAGUGAUUUUUUUAUGGCCUUGGGGGAGGCGCGAACUCUCGAUAUCUGAGCAGCAUGUCACGAACGCUAGCGACCAUGACAGCGGAUCAGCUGACGAAAAACAGACUUUGGUACCACCACCACCACCACCACCACUACUACUAGCUACUACUACUACUACUACUACUACUACUACUAAGCCAGAGCACCUCAGUCCACCUCCCUUUCACUCUCCGAUUUACUGA